ACCCUUACCCUAACACCCUUCUUUCAUGGCGGCCGCCACCACCAUCACCACCGCGGACGAGCAAGCACCCACCGAGAACGGCUCCACAAAUGCCCCAGCGCUCGACCCACAACCCGCUCUAAACCCUACAACAGACUCUGUUGAAUCCCCUCAAAACGAAAACCCAGACCCUGACUCAGCCGAGGCCACCGAACCCCCCACCACCACUGUACCCACAGAGAAGCGGUGGCCCGGAUGGCCCGGGCACUGCGUGUAUCGGCUUAUUGUACCUGUUUUAAAAGUUGGAAGCAUUAUUGGACGCAAGGGUGAGCUCAUUAAGAAGAUGUGUGAGGAGACUCGAGCUCGCAUUAAAGUUCUUGACGGCCCCGUUGGCAAUCCUGACCGCAUUGUGUUGAUAUCAGGAAAGGAAGAGCUGGAGGCACCUGUUUCUCCUGCGAUGGAUGCAGCGAUUAGAAUUUUUAAACGAGUAUCGGGGUUGCCUGAAAAUGAUGGUGAUGCUAAAGCAGCUACAGCUGCAUUUUGUUCAGUGCGGUUGUUGGUGGCAUCUACACAAGCAAUUAAUUUAAUAGGAAAGCAGGGUUCAUUGAUAAAGUCAAUUCAAGAGAGCACUGGUGCUUCGGUGCGGGUUCUUUCAGGAGAAGAAGUACCAUUUUAUGCUGCCACAGAUGAGAGGGUUGUAGAGAUGCAAGGAGAAGCUGUGAAGGUUCUCAAAGCUCUAGAAGCAGUGGUUGGGCAUCUGAGGAAGUUCUUGGUUGAUCAUAGUGUUCUUCCUCUUUUUGAAAAGACAUACAACACAGCAAUCUCUCAAGAGCGUCAAGUGGAGACCUGGGCUGAUAAGUCAUCACUGCAUAAUGCACAUCAAAGUGGAAUUGGCUCUGAGUAUACACCCUCAACAAGGAGGGAAUCUUUGUACCUGGAACAUGAACCGCAAUUGGAGUCACAUUUUAGAUACUCUGGAAUUUCACUCUAUGGACAAGACCCCUCAAUUUCAGCAAUACGUUCAUCAGGAGUUGCUCGUGCUAGUGGUCCUAUUGUUACACAGGUUGCACAAACUAUGCAAAUACCAAUAUCUUAUGCUGAGGACAUCAUUGGUAUUGGAGGUAAUAGUAUUGAACACAUCCGUCGUACUAGUGGGGCCAUCAUAACAGUCCAAGAGAGCAGGGGAUUACCUGAUGAAAUCACUGUGGAAAUUAAAGGCUCCUCAUCACAGGUUCAGAUGGCUCAACAAUUGAUUCAGGAAUUUAUGAACAAUCACAAAGAACCAGUUACAAGCAGCUAUGGAAAGAUAGACACUGGCUAUAGAUCUUCAUAUUCUCAUUUGGGGAGUUCAUCGUACUCAUCAUCCUCAUUAUCAUCACAACCUUAUGGUGGCUAUGGUUCUUCCGGUGUCGGGGGCUAUGGUUCUUCUGGUGUCGGCGGCUAUAGUAGUUAUAGGCUUUGAGUGGACAGCCACAGAAUCAUCAGCCUCCUUGUUUGGACAGAUUAGAGGUGAGAGAAUCACUCUUGGAAUGUAGUCUGUGUAAGUAACUGCAAAAAUUAGUUCCAGCUUUUGGUUGAUCUUACAUUAUCCAGAUAUUAAGUACUGAUUAUGUUUAAGAUAGCUGAAUGGAAAAGAUGUAAUGAAAAUAGUUGUAAUUUUUUUAUCUUUGUGUUCUUGGAUGUUAAUCAAUACAGCAGUUGGAUCACGUAUUGCAA
Molecule: messenger RNA, 1695 nt
Organism: Pistacia vera
Lineage: Eukaryota; Viridiplantae; Streptophyta; Magnoliopsida; Sapindales; Anacardiaceae
Product: RNA-binding KH domain-containing protein PEPPER
Exons: 6
Coding region: 26-1441 (471 amino acids)
Biological process (GO): regulation of gene expression
Cellular component (GO): cytoplasm; nucleus
Molecular function (GO): mRNA binding
Source: RefSeq, a predicted model, not a curated record